UCUUUGUAAAAUCUUUAAUAUGAUAGGAAAUAUCUAAUUUAUUGAAAAAAAUAUUUGCGCAGGUAUUUCCCAUGAUUCUUCCCGUUGUUGUUUACAUCAUGGCGGCUCACUCGAAUGCGAGCAGGUGCUCGUUGCUGACGAAUUGUUUUAUCGUGGUAUUUGUUUCUUUGAUUUGUUUUGUAUCUUUGGUUACAUCGCAAUCGAGCACGCCUACUAGUGCAACAACGUCAAACGAUUCAAGCACAUCAGAAACGCCGCCGACCUCUACACCAGGAACAACGCAAGCCCCAACAACGACUACAACACCCGCGCCAACACAACCACCAUCGCAAAUACCGGCAAACACAGAUAUUGGGACAUGUCCUUGUGACCUUACCGGCAAUGCCUGUGAUGUGAACUGUUGUUGUGACACAGACUGCUCAGCUGAUGAUAGGCUAUCCUUCAGCCAGUGUCUACCUUUUUCAUACAGUGUUGAUGACCGAUUGUGCCUUCAAGAACAAGUGAUACUUCUUGAAAACUCUCCUUAUUUCUCAAAUGUGACCUCGGACAACCUCUUCUGCAUAUAUAUUGAUAAUCGAGCGCAGCGAAACUUCUACUAUAACCCUUCCCUGGUCAGUACUGAUGCCACGUUCAACAAGUAUGUGGCCGACUACGGAAGUUUCACCUUCCAGCCUCAGGCGUCGCCUGUUCCAACAUCCUACCCAGACUACUACCAGUCGGGGGAUUCAAUCUACACAGUGUUUCCAACCCAGGCGCAGGGGAAGCUAGGACUGCCGGAGUCACUGUCAUCAACGUUCUGUGCUGAUGGCAACCCAAUGGCCUAUCUACUAGAUGAGUCCCAUGACUGUGUGCGUCUUCUGUCCAACCUGGCCACAGAAUGUACGAGUGUCUUGGCACUGAGUGCUAACACCUAUUACCAGGGAUUCAGGGUGGUCACAACGCCUGCCUUGUUCCAGCGGUACACCCCAGUGAAUGAUUCCCUCCGGAAUGACACAAUAUAUCUGCAAUCGCUUAACACAGCUGCGGUGGACCUGUCCGGGGUGACUGAUGUGUAUAACAACACCUACACUGUGGCAGUCGAACUGGACCCUGUCCUGUGUGAGGGGCCUGAUGGAGUUGUCUCCCCUUGUGGUGUCACCACCCCACCUGUUCCUGCCUGGGAUGCAGUAGGAUUGCAGUGUAACAACACUGUAGCUGGGGUCAGUUAUCGGAUCAUCCAUAAUGGAACAUCGGGCAUCGUUUCUGUCUUCGCUCAGUUGACUUUGGCCAACAUUCCCGCUGCAAACCAGCGUUUCACUCAGCGCUUCUCAAGCUCCUUCAGAGGGUUGAGUGAAGCCGAUCCCCCCCCUUUGUCCGGAGUGGCAAUCCAGGCUAUAUCCAGGGGGCGCCACUCAUGGCUGGAACAGGAAAUUCUCCUGAACUCCAAUCGUGACGAGUGGCUGACCUUGGUGCGAGCAUCAGCAAACGGCAACUGUAUCACAGACACCAGUCGGGACAGGGUCUCCGUCCAGUUCAAGGAUGAUGCACGUUCGGGAUGCUUCAUCCAGAUUUCCAUGGAGAAUGUGACGAACAACUGUGAGAUGAUACAGCAAGCCAUCAUCAAUGCCAUGGAGGGCAGCACGGCGCCGGUGUAUGACCCUGCUACAGGCGCCUACCCCGCCACUGACCGUUACGUGGCCAUCUUCGGCAACUCAGACGUAAAGAAAGUGGGUGACUGGACCCCCCAUCUUGGUACAGAACCGACCUACUCUCAGUGCAGUAAGUUGCUUGCAUCUCAGGGACUCCUCAAGCGUCUAGGCAUUUUAAUGUAUUCUUGGAACCCUGCUACAGGCUCCAACUGCUUCCUGUCUCUGGGGAUGCACAUCCAGGUGUUGUACGCCUACGUCGGCUCCCUUGUCAACCCACAGCCCAAGAUCAUUGGCAUCUCCUUCCUGUAUGAUGCCCCUCAGAGUGUGUUCUUCAGGUGUGAGGGACCCUACUGCCAGCCCGGGUCCACACUCACCCAGAAGAUCGAGAUCUCUAGUUCCGUUUCGUUCAUUGACGUCUCCCAGCCUGCUAUCCCCUACGAAGCAGAGAGGCCUGUCUUCCUGGCCAAAGUGCCGUACGACUUCUUCUACCCGUUCCUGGACAGCGCAUCACCGAGACAUCAGGGGGAUAUCACGUUGUUAGCGUAUUGUUUUGUUAGUGUAUUAGUUUGGAGGUUAUACAUAAAAUUGUAACAUUUAUGAACCUUAAGGAUGUAUAUAAUUGAACACUGGUAAUAUUGUUUGAUGCUCUCAUGAAUUCAUACUUCGCAGGCAGUGUUUGAAAAAAAUGUUUGAAAUCUCAUGAGAUGUUAAUAUGGGUAUGGGCAUCAUAUGCUUAGAAUGAAGAAAUGAAAACUUAUAAACCCCUUAUCCGGAGUUGAGUAGUAUAUAAUGAAUGUAGAACGACAGUUUAAUCUCUUUAUCAGCGUUCGAAAUACCUACCUGCCCGACCGCCCUGGACUGGUUAUUUUCAACACAGACUGCCAGAUUCUUAAAUUCACCUGCCAGCCGGUCGGGUUAAAAUUUAGACAUGUAUAUGAAUAUAUUUUGUGGGCAGGUAAGUUUUGGUGAGGGCUGGCAAGUUUUACAUCUAACCAGCCCUAUGGUCAGGCUGAAUUUUUUGGGAGCUUCAUACCCUGAUCUUAUUUAAUUAUAAAUGACAUUGUGAAGAGAUCACUGCCUAUGUAAUAAAUUGUUUUGCAUUUGUGAGUCCUCACUUUAAAACAUAAUCAUGGAUAUCAGAAAUCCUUCCAUUCCAGUUGUAAUAUAUAAUUUUAGUUGUAUAUAUGUAUUUUAUUAUAUUACACAUUGAUGUAUGAUUGUUUCAUAGACAAGUUGUAUAUAUUUUUUCACUUUUUCAUCCCAUAAUUCCGUCCAUUCAUUAAGCCCUGAGAAUUACCAUGUGCAGACUUACACAGAAACUGUGUGGGUUUGUGAACAAUACACAGUAGUUUCAAGUGGAUCUUUAAGAGGUUGGGGUAUGCUGGUUUUAUUAUUUAUAACUACAAAUGUCUUUUAAGUGAGUAAAGCAAGUUUGGCAUAGGUCUAAAUUGCAACCUCAUGUAUACAAUCCAUUUCAUUGAAACCAAAAAAAUUAUGUAUGAUCUUUUAGCAAAAAAUGGUAUUCCUGGGCAUUACUAUAAGAUAGCACAUUGUAUAGCACAGAAUAGAGUUAUGCUACUCUACAGAGUUUUAGAACAGCUGAUUCCUUCAUAUUCUAUAGUAAAUUCAUCAUGACUUACUAAUUACCAUGGUAAUGUUAAAGAGUCACACGUUCUUUGACUUCUUUGGAGUAAAUAUUAUGUAUAGAGAUAUUUAUAAACUUUUUAACUACUAUUAUUUGUUUGGUUGUAUUUUGUCUUGUGUUUGAUACAUGCCUGUGCCAGUAGCAGCACUGUGUCCAACUCCAAGAUGAAUACAUCUGCAAGUGUUUGGAUGUAAGUAAUCUCUGAAUAAAUGAUGUUAUUACUUU
This is a messenger RNA of Haliotis rubra (blacklip abalone), 3498 nucleotides long. Its product is annotated as tectonic-3-like. The transcript is spliced from 14 exons. Gene Ontology annotation, biological process: cilium assembly. Bases 72 to 2219 code for a protein of 715 amino acids. Lineage: Eukaryota; Metazoa; Mollusca; Gastropoda; Lepetellida; Haliotidae. The record is from RefSeq and is a predicted model, not a curated record.